GACUCGUGUAAACAGCUUAGCUCAGUGCACAUACAGCUCUGCAUGAGGAUUGGUUUCUGAAACUUGGAUUUAAACACUCUAACCAAAAGAUGUCUGGACCACCUCCUCCAGUGGUCCCUAGAAAGCCUUCAGGCGUCCGAGUCAUGAUAACUCCAGAGGAGCAGCUUCCUCCUGGUGGCCUGCCCACCUACACAGAUUUUAACAAAGAGAAAGGUGCCAGUGCGGAGCCAAAUGACACAUCUCUAUUGAAUGCAGAGAGAGAAGUGGAGAUUAUGAACCACUGUUUUGAUGAUGUGGAGCGAUUCAUGGUGCGCUUGCAGCAGACAGCCGAGGCCCAGAGUGUCCUCAACCAAAGGAAGAAGAAGAGCAGGAAGAGCAAGAAGAAGGAGAACCAAGAUGAUGAUUUGUUGACCAUGAAAGCCUGUCCUCCAUCAGAGGAAGAAUUCGUGGACCUCUUUCAGAAAAUCAAAUACUCCCUCAGUCUGCUGGACCGUCUCAAGUCAUCCAUCUCAGAGCCUGACGCGCCGGAGCUGCUGCAUCACGUCUUUGUGCCUCUUAGACUGAUGGUGAAAACCACUGGAGGGCCAGCAUUAGGUGCAACAGUUGUCAGUCCUGCUCUGACCACUGGUGCCGUUUCACUUCUCCAGGAGCAUCUAACUGAAGAGGAAAAAGAGCUCUGGGCUUCAUUAGGGCCUAACUGGACUUCACACUGUUCACAGCUUAGUGUGUCUGUUCCUCCAUACUCACCUGUCUUCCUGGAUGGAUGGAAGCCUCAUAUGUUUGACUCAAAUGGCCAGCCUUUGGAAGAUCCCAUCGAGUCACAACACAAACAGGAUGCCGUCAGAGAAAGCAGGGCGGCGCAAACUCUACAUGACCGAGCUCGACAGACAGCAGUGGGACCUGAAGGCACCGAUGAAGUAGAAGGAAAUGGGCUCCCACCAGAGGGUGAGAGACUUUUCUGCUGCAGUUAUGAUUUUGUGGCUAGAAACAGCAGUGAACUCUCAGUGCUUCAAGGAGAAACACUAGAGGUCAUUGAGUCAUCAAAGCGAUGGUGGAAGUGUCGGAAUCGCUUUGACCAGAUAGGAUUUGUUCCCUUUAACAUCUUGGAGCCUCUGUCAGCUCUGAAUAAUACUGGGAGAGAAAGCCCAGUGGCACGCAGAGAGUCAAAGAAGGUGCCUCUUACUCCUCAGUCAAAGUACUUCUCAUAUGCUCCGCCGAGCCCAGUUGGGACCAGUCCUACAGCUACAAGCCCAAAAAUGCGACCUCAGAGUAUGGUUUUACCAUCUACAGCAAUGCACGGAGAAGACGAUGACCGAGUGCUGAUAAUGAAUGAUGAGCUUCUUCAGCGGCUGGCUGGUAAAAGAAGCUCGGGCCGUCCUCUGGUGGUCCCCCGCACAGCUGACACUUCUAGUCCACUGAACUACCACUCACCGCCUGCCGAGGUGGAGGCCUGGCUCACUGCCAAGGGCUUCAGUCAGCAGACAGUCCAGAGUCUGGGCAUUUUAAAUGGAGCGCAGCUUUUUUCCCUGAAUAAGGAGGAGCUCCGCACUGUGUCACCGGAGGAAGGUGUAAGAGUUUACAGCCAAAUAAUGGUGCAGAAGGCCCUUCUCGAGGAUGUGCGCAAAGCCACAGAACUGGAGACGGUGAUGGAGAAGCAAAAGCUGAAGAUUGACCUGGAAUCAGAGAGUGAGGUGGUGUGAUAGAGCGAUCUAACAUCCACUGAUGCAGACGUGGCAUCAAAGAUCAGUGGACAUAAAUGUAAUAUUGCGUAUACAAGCUGUUAUAUCUCUCAUGUGCUACAGAUUCAUCAGCCAAAGCGAACUGUGUUUUGAUUUUUAAGACAGAGACUUUAACCUCCUUGCCAGAGUUGACUAAAAUUAUCCUUUUGUUUGGUUUUCAUCAUAUAUUUAACAAUGUGUAAGUAUUUCUACUAUCCACUGUUUAGCCAAUACCUGAAACAUGACAUUAACCACAAGAAAGCAAGUGCUACAAAUACGGACUAAGACUGCUUUUAGAGCUACAAGACCCAUGAAAUGAGCCUUCUGAUAAACAUGUUUAUGACUCCACAGAACAGUCAGCUGUUGAUUUACAGUUUUUAUUGCUUGCACAUCAACCUGUAUUAAAAGAAUGUUGCUUGUUGCAGCCGGAUGCUGUUAUUGACCAAAUAUAUCAUAAAUAUACAAUUUGAGACCCGACUUUUUCUUUGAUGUUCUCUGGAGACUAACAUAUUUAAUGAUUUUUCAUUGUAAUUCGGUGCAGAAUUACAAUGAAAAAUCAUUAAAUAUGUUUAUUAUGACAU
Molecule: messenger RNA, 2299 nt
Organism: Thunnus maccoyii (southern bluefin tuna)
Lineage: Eukaryota; Metazoa; Chordata; Actinopteri; Scombriformes; Scombridae
Gene: eps8l1a
Product: eps8 like 1a
Exons: 14
Coding region: 90-1700 (536 amino acids)
Biological process (GO): Rho protein signal transduction; regulation of Rho protein signal transduction; positive regulation of ruffle assembly
Cellular component (GO): vesicle; ruffle membrane; plasma membrane
Molecular function (GO): actin binding
Source: RefSeq, a predicted model, not a curated record